Messenger RNA from Staurois parvus, 331 nucleotides. Lineage: Eukaryota; Metazoa; Chordata; Amphibia; Anura; Ranidae. The record is from the annotation of a GenBank genome assembly.
CACAGCUGAUCACAUCUGUCACGCUGACAGAGGAGAGGAGAGCCCGUAAUCGGCAUCCCUCAGAGGGGACAUGUACACUGAUCAUCAGUGUGCCCUGAUGAUCUGUGUAGCCCCAGCAGUGCCACCUGUCAGUGUCCAUCCAUGCCACCUGCCAGUGCCCAUCAGUGCCUCAUCAAUGCCACAUACCAGUGCCUACCAGUGCACAUCAAUGCCACAUAUCAGUGCCCAUCUGAGCUGCCUUUCAGUGUCACCCAUCAGUGCCAGUCAGUUCCACCUAUCAAUGCCAGUCAGUGCCACAUAUCAGUGCUGCCAAUCAGUGCCAGUCAGUGCC